Raphanus sativus (radish) is the source of this 603-nucleotide messenger RNA. RefSeq lists its product as uncharacterized. The record is from RefSeq and is a predicted model, not a curated record. Bases 37 to 390 code for a protein of 117 amino acids. The transcript has a single exon. NCBI's taxonomy places the organism in Eukaryota, Viridiplantae, Streptophyta, Magnoliopsida, Brassicales, Brassicaceae.
UCUCCUUCCUCUCGCGUUGGUUCAUUCGACACUCAAAUGGCUUCUUCGUCUACGCCACAGGGAUCCGUUGACCCUCUCACAGGGAAAGAUCCAGCGAAGGCGUUAACAGCUGUAGCGUCUGGAUUCUUCGAUAACGUGAAGAAGAACAAGCAGAGCUUCUUUCAGUUCUUCGCGAUGACUGGGAUUUUGCUUCUGAGCUUCCGAUCGGUAAGUCAGAAGUAUCGAAUCCACGAUCUGGAGGAAGACACGGCUGUUCUCAAGAAGGAGAGUGAUAGUUUGACGGAUCGUAUGAGUAAAAUCAAGAGCGAUCUUCUGCAUCAAGCGUCGAUUGACUCUACCGGUGUAUUUGCUUCUCGACUCCGUCUGCUUUUCGGUGAUGAUAAAAAGUAGACGGGAGAUUGGUUGGUUUUGAAGUCAACGAGGUUAUAUUAGUUCUCUACAGAUGUAUCUGUCUGUAAAGUCUCUGUCUUUGUCUGGAAUCUUUUUUUUUUCUUCGGUAGAUUGUGUAAGGUUUUGGCGAAUGAAUGAGUAGGGUUUUAAGUUGAUGUGAUUCUGACAAAAUGGUGUAACGUUUUGGAUUAUCGAAACGCUGGUUUAUGUUCA